AUGUCCAGGAAGAGGAUCGCUGUGAUUGGAGCUGGGAUCAGCGGACUGGCUGCCAUCAAGUGCUGCUUGGAUGAAGAUCUGGAGCCCACCUGCUUUGAAAGAAAUGAUGACAUCGGAGGCCUGUGGAAGUUUCAAAAAAACGCUUCAGAGAAAAUGCCGAGUAUCUACAAAUCUGUGACCAUCAACACUUCCAAGGAGAUGAUGUGCUUCAGUGACUUCCCCAUACCCGACCACUUUCCCAACUACAUGCACAACUCCAAACUCAUGGAAUACUUCAGGAUGUAUGCCAACCACUUUGGCCUCCUGAAAUACAUUCGCUUCAAGACCAGAGUGCGCAGCGUGAGCAAGCGCCCCAACUUCCCGACCAGCGGACAGUGGGAUGUGGUGGUGGAGGCCGAGGGCCAGCGGGAGUCGCUGCUCUUCCACGGGGUCCUGGUCUGCAGCGGGCACCACACGGACCCCCACCUGCCGCUGCAGUCCUUCCCAGGCAUUGAGAAGUUCACAGGUUGUUACUUCCACAGUCGGGAAUAUAAAAGUCCUGAGGACUUCUCAGGAAAGAGGAUCAUCGUGGUUGGCAUCGGGAAUUCUGGAGUGGACAUCGCUGUGGAGCUCAGUCGAGUUGCAAAGCAGGUAUUCCUCAGCACUAGACGUGGGUCGUGGAUUUUGCACCGCGUCUGGGAUAACGGAUACCCUAUGGACAGCUCAUUCUUCACUCGAUUCAAUAGUAUUCUCCAGAAGAUAUUAACUACAGCAUCAAUAAAUAAGUACCUGGAGAAGACACUGAACUCGAGAUUCAACCAUGCUCACUACGGCCUUCAGCCACAACACAGGUGA
Messenger RNA from Sciurus carolinensis (gray squirrel), 834 nucleotides. Its product is annotated as flavin-containing monooxygenase 5-like. The record is from RefSeq and is a predicted model, not a curated record. The transcript is spliced from 5 exons. The coding region runs from base 1 to 834 and encodes 277 amino acids. Gene Ontology annotation, molecular function: NADP binding; N,N-dimethylaniline monooxygenase activity; flavin adenine dinucleotide binding. NCBI's taxonomy places the organism in Eukaryota, Metazoa, Chordata, Mammalia, Rodentia, Sciuridae.